This is a messenger RNA of Triticum urartu, 1472 nucleotides long. It is a transcript of the gene PUP5, whose product is annotated as purine permease 5. The record is from RefSeq and is a predicted model, not a curated record. Gene Ontology annotation, cellular component: membrane. Gene Ontology annotation, molecular function: purine nucleoside transmembrane transporter activity. NCBI's taxonomy places the organism in Eukaryota, Viridiplantae, Streptophyta, Magnoliopsida, Poales, Poaceae.
CCCGCAAAAAAACGAAACCACGUUGAGCACGCUCCGAUGCGACUGCGACUCGACCUACCAUCGUCGUAGUAUAGAUCAAUCAAUCAAUCUCAAGGCUCGCCCACAUAAAUUAGAUGAGCUGGGAGUCGUCGCUGUGUUCCAGGCUAGUUCUACCCCUAAGCUAGCUCCACACCACACGGCGAUGGAGAAGGACGGUGACGGCGGCGAAGGCCUCCGCCACCACGCCAUCCGGCUCCCGCUCGCAGUUGCAGCAAUGGAGGGCUCGGGCUCGGAGAUCACCAGCAACGGAGGGCCAAGCGUCUCGCUGCGCCAGAAAGCGUCUUCGCUCAUGGCCUCCUCGGCAGCGGCGUACCGCAGCAAGCCCGCCUCCUUCUGGGCGCUCCUCGCGCUCAGCGGCGGCGCGAUGCUCACGGCGUUCCCGGCGGCCAGCCUGCUCUCGCGCCUCUACUACAACGGAGGCGGCCAGAGCAAGUGGAUCCUCUCGUGGUCCGCCGUCGCCGGCUGGCCCAUCCCGGCGCUGCUGCUGCUCCCCUGCUACCUCUUCAGCGACGCGUCGCCGACGUGGCCGCCGUCGCCCUGGCUCUGCUUCUGGUACGCCCUGCUCGGCCUGCUCAGCGCCGCCGACAACCUCAUGUACGCCUGGGCCUACGCGUACCUGCCGGCCUCCACGGCGUCCCUCGUCGCCGCGUCCUCGCUCGCCUUCUCCGCCGUGUUCGGCCGCCUCAUCGUGGGGAAGAAGAACAGGAUAGGCCUGUCCACGCUGAACGCCAUCGUGGUGAUCACCGCCGGCGUGGUGAUCAUCGCGCUGGACUCGGGGUCCGACCGGUACCCGGGGGUCACGGGCCGGCAGUACGCGCUCGGGUUCGCGCUGGACGUGGCCGGGUCGGCGCUCCACGGCCUCAUCUUCGCGCUCUCGGAGCUCGUCUUCGACAAGUACCUCAGCAACGGCAGCGGAGACGGUGCCGCCGCGACCCGCUUCCACGUGGUGCUGGAGCAGCAGGCGGCGGUGUCGCUGAGCGCGUUCGCGUUCACGUCGGCGGGGCUGGCGGCCACCGACGGGUUCGCGGCGAUGCGGCGGGAGGCCGCGGGGUUCAGUGCCGCAGGGGGAGGGAAGGCGGGGUACGCGAUGGUGAUGGGGUGGUCGGCGGCGACGUUCCAGUUGGGGGUGCUGGGGGCGACGGGGGUGGUGUACCUGGGGUCGACGGUGCUGGCCGGCGUGCUGAACGCGGUGAGGGUGCCGCUGACGAGCGUGGCGGCGGUGGUGUGGUUCCACGACCCCAUGAGCGGCUUCAAGAUCCUGUCGCUGGUGAUCACCGUGUGGGGGUUCGGGUCAUACAUGGUCGGCCAUUCGUCGGCCAAGAAAACGUCAGGAGGUUCGCCUCAAUAACAACAUAGGCGGCAAAAUCAAAUUAGGAGCUGAUGCUAUGGUUUUUUACUGGAGAGGAGUAUAGUUCUGAUUCGUGGUUGGUGAA